This is a messenger RNA of Paramecium octaurelia, 345 nucleotides long. The record is from the annotation of a GenBank genome assembly. Lineage: Eukaryota; Ciliophora; Oligohymenophorea; Peniculida; Parameciidae.
AUGAGCUUNUUAAUGUUAGAUAGAUCACACUCAUUAAACAAAUAUAUCGAAAACAUAAAAUAAUCUAAUCAAAUUUAUACUAAUGUUUAUGGAUUGUAAAAGGGAGAAUAUGAUUUAAUUUUAGAAUUUGCAAAAAAAUAAAACAUUAGUGUCUCUUAGGCUGAAAAUGAUUUUCAAUUUAUCAAAUCAAAGAAAAGAACUGCUAAAAGCAUAACCUAUCAUGAAAAUCCAUCGAUGAAGAGAAUUCAUAGAAGAAAAUAUGUAGAUGACGAUGAUGUAUAUGGAGUUAGACCAAAUAGGAUAUCACCAUCUGGAGUUCAUCUGAAAAACAAAUUGAUAAUAUGA